AUGGAGCGAGCAGUGAGCCUCCCGAACCAGCCCGACAGAACCACCACCGUGACGCUGGUGGAGAGCAGCCCCAGCCCCAGUGGUCUGGACCUGGUGAGUUCCUACCAGACCAUGAGAGCUGGAGACCCCAUGGACCUGGUGGCGUUGGCCUCACAAGUGCAAAAGGGAGAUGAUUUUAUCAAAGCAAACGCCUGCAACAAACUGACUGUGAUCGCGGACCAGAUCAGAUACCUCCAGGAGCAGGCUCGGAAGGUUUUAGAAGAAGCCAAACGAGACGCAGACCUCCACCAUGCGGCGUGUAACAUGGUGAAGAAACCAGGAAACAUGUACUACCUCUACCAACGACCAUCGGGACAGAAGUACUUCUCCAUCGUCUCUCCAAAGCACAAGAGGAAGAGCAGUGACCCAGUCAAGUUUUGA
This is a messenger RNA of Knipowitschia caucasica, 420 nucleotides long. The record is from the annotation of a GenBank genome assembly. NCBI's taxonomy places the organism in Eukaryota, Metazoa, Chordata, Actinopteri, Gobiiformes, Gobiidae.